Molecule: messenger RNA, 944 nt
Organism: Oncorhynchus masou masou (cherry salmon)
Lineage: Eukaryota; Metazoa; Chordata; Actinopteri; Salmoniformes; Salmonidae
Product: stonustoxin subunit beta-like
Exons: 2
Molecular function (GO): protein binding
Source: RefSeq, a predicted model, not a curated record
UGUGGAACCUGGUGGAGUGUACAUUUACUGUCUACUUCUGCUUCCCUCACAGUGUGGAACCUGGUGGAGUGUACAUUUACUGUCUACUUCUGCUUCCCUCACAGUGUGGAACCUGGUGGAGUGUACAUUUACUGUCUACUUCUGCUUCCCUCACAGUGUGGAACCUGGUGGAGUGUACAUUUACUGUCUACUUCUGCUUCCCUCACAGUGUGGAACCUGGUGGAGUGUACAUUUACUGUCUACUUCUGCUUCCCUCACAGUGUGGAACCUGGUGGAGUGUACAUUUACUGUCUACUUCUGCUUCCCUCACAGUGUGGAACCUGGUGGAGUGUACAUUUACUGUCUACUUCUGCUUCCCUCACAGUGUGGAACCUGGUGGAGUGUACACAAUCAAACCUUGGCCUAGAAAAUAUGCCUGUGAUCUCACACUGGACCCAAACACAGUAAACCAACAGCUCUCUCUGACGGAGGAUAACAGAAAGGUGACACGUAGGAGAGAGACACAACCGUAUCCUGAUCACCCAGAGAGAUUUGAGGUCUGGAAACAGGUGCUGUGUAGAGACGGUCUGACUGGACGCUGUUACUGGGAGGUAGAGUGGAGUGGGAGAGGGGCUUACAUAGCAGUGACAUACAAAGGAAUCAGCAGGAGAGGAAAGAGUACAGACUGUCUGAUUGGAUUAAAUGACAAGUCCUGGAGUCUGCAAUGCUCUGACCAACAUUACACGGCCAGGCACAAUCAUAAUCCCACUUCCAUAGAAGCCCCCUCAUCCAGCUUCCACAGAGUAGGAGUGUAUCUGGACUGGCCUGCCGGCACUCUGUCCUUCUACAGAGUCUCCUCUGACACACUGACCCACCUGCACACAUUCACCUCCACAUUCACUGAGCCCCUCUAUCCGGGGUUUAGGUUUUACUGUGACACCUCAGUGUCCCUGUGUCAGGUGUAG